UAGUGAGUGAUUACAUACAUAGUACAUACUCAAUUACUCUUUGUCCACAAGCUUGAAAUCAGGAGAGUAAAUAAAAAAGUAAAGCGAGUUGUUGUAGCCAUCUAAUAUGGUAAACGUUUAAUAUAACAAAACUAUUCAUAUAUUUUCAGAUCAGUGCUUAAAAUUAACUAGGAUGCAUUAAAUGCAUUCACUGUCAUAAAACAAACACUGCAAGAUGGAUAAACACGCCUUGCACCCUAUAAUACGUAAUGCUGAAAACCUUACAGAACCUAAGGAGGAAAUGUUGGAUGAUCUUUACGCAGCUGAUGAAUGUAAUAGUGAAAAUGACUUGUUUACAAUUAUACCCAGUGAACCAAACCCAUUGAAAUCCACUGGUAACAAAGAUGACCAACCGAAUACCUCGAAAUCCACUGAUUGUAACAAGGAAAAGACAUCAGUGGCACAUGGCAGCAAGUGCAACCAACAAAAAAUGCUCGGUCGUCAGGCUACAUUUACACGACAACUUCGCAUAGUUCUGCACAAUUUAAUGACUAACACAACACAAUCUGACAAUGCUGUUUGUAGUGGUAUAAAGGACGAACAGAAUAUAUCGAAACACACUGACUUUGGUAACAAACAUGACCAACUGAAUGCACCAAUAUCCACUGGUUGUGGUACCCAAGAUGAUCAACCAAGUACAUCCAAAUCUGAUGAUUGUGGUAACAAAGAUGACCAACCGAAUACCUCAAAAUCCACUGAUUGUGACAAGGUAAAGGCAUCAGUGACACAUGGCAGCAAGUGCAACCAACAAAAAAUGCUCGGUUGUCAGGCUACAUUUACACGACAACUUCGCAUAGUUCUGCACGAUUUUAUGACUGACACAACACAAUCUGACAAUGCUUUUUGUAGUGGUAAAAAGGACCAACAGAAUACAUCAAAAUUCAGUGAUUGUGGUAACCAAGACGUACAACUGAAUACAUUGAAAUCCACUGAAUAUGGUAAUAAAGAUUACCAACCCAGUACACUGAUAUCUAGUGACUAUGGUAACACGAAAAAGCCAUCAGCUGCACAGGGCAGCAGAUGCAAGAAACAAAAACUGUUUGGUUGUGAUCUUUGCCAGGCUAAAUUUACACAAAAGACUCGUUUAACAAGGCACAUGUGGAGUCAUACUGGUGAAAAACCUUUUCCUUGCAACAUUUGCGAGAAGAAAUUUGGACGAAAACACCAGUUAGUGGCCCAUACUAUGAGCAAGCACUCUGUCGAUAAGCCUUUCAUAUGUCCGCAUUGCCAGUACAAAUUCGUAACCCAAAGUAAGUUGACAAUCCACAUGAGGACUCACACUGGAGAGAAACCACACUCUUGUCACCUGUGUGAUAAAAAAUUUUCUCAAAUACAUAAUGCAAAGAUACAUAUGAGAAUACACACUAGCGAGAAACCAUAUUAUUGUAAGCAUUGUUUGUUCAAAUCUGCAUACAAAAAUAGUUUGACAAUCCACAUGAGGUCACACACUGGAGAGAAACCCUACUCAUGUCAGCUUUGCCAACAAAAGUUUGCACGCAAUAGUUCCAUGAGAACCCACAUGAGGACUCACACUGGUGGAAAAUACUCUUGUGACCUUUGCCAUGCGACAUAUUCACAAAAAGCACGUUUAACUUCUCACAUAAAAUGCAUACACAGUAGCGAGUAGAAAUGAAUGCGCACGUUAGUACAGUCUUGCAUCACUGCUUGUUAGAAUGUAACAAGAUAAUGUUGAAAACUAAAACCCGACUGUGAUAGUCUUAAUAAACGCUGAAAUAUUAUCCCAAACAAAAACAUUUCAUGUGAAAAAUAAGGGUCAGUUCCUAUCAAACAGCUUCAGCCAUUAAAAGUACUGAUAUCAAAAAUUAUGGCCAGUUCUUUGCUAGGCUCUGUAAAUGGAACUAUGUAUACAGUUUUAUAAGGUGUAUUAAAUUGAAAUUAUUUUUAUUCAAUUAAACUUUUACAAGUGCUUUUGAAUUGUCACAAUAAUCUACCACUGGUUCGGAAUGCCGUUCCUACUGAAGAAACUCGGCCGUUGCUCUUUUCAAGUCUUAUCUUCUUCGGCCACCUUCAAGCUGCCAUCACAUUCAUAGGCAUCGUGUUAAAAUGUGUUUGAAUAAGAUUAUCAUCACAUGAACUAGAGUUAUGAGGAGGGUGAUACAAUAGCAAAAAAUGUUUGCAGACCCCCCCCCCAUUUU
This is a messenger RNA of Maniola jurtina (meadow brown), 2195 nucleotides long. RefSeq names its product zinc finger protein 37 homolog. Gene Ontology annotation, cellular component: nucleus. Gene Ontology annotation, molecular function: DNA-binding transcription activator activity, RNA polymerase II-specific; RNA polymerase II cis-regulatory region sequence-specific DNA binding. Gene Ontology annotation, biological process: regulation of transcription by RNA polymerase II. NCBI's taxonomy places the organism in Eukaryota, Metazoa, Arthropoda, Insecta, Lepidoptera, Nymphalidae. Bases 215 to 1666 code for a protein of 483 amino acids. The transcript has 2 exons. The record is from RefSeq and is a predicted model, not a curated record.